This is a messenger RNA of Babesia bovis T2Bo, 1168 nucleotides long. Its product is annotated as putative mRNA surveillance protein pelota. The record is from RefSeq and is a predicted model, not a curated record. Gene Ontology annotation, cellular component: cytoplasm. The transcript has a single exon. Gene Ontology annotation, biological process: ribosome disassembly; nuclear-transcribed mRNA catabolic process, non-stop decay; RNA surveillance. Bases 13 to 1152 code for a protein of 379 amino acids. Lineage: Eukaryota; Apicomplexa; Aconoidasida; Piroplasmida; Babesiidae.
UAAGUACUCCCAAUGCACGUCCAUAAACGUUUCAAUAAUCCAUCGGGAGGGGUCACCCUGGUACUAACUGCUGAGAAUCCAGACGAUAUCUGGUGCAUAUACAACCUCUUGUCUAAGGGAGAUGAAAUAACAGUGUUUACUUCUAGGAAGGUGAAGAAGGAAAACGUCGAUACAGGCGCUGUUAGCCAACAGGUUAAGAAGUUCAAUAUACACCUUGAAAUCGAGCGCAUAACCUAUGCUUGUUCAGAGGAUGAUCUCCAAGUUUCUGGGAGGAAUUUAACGGACAAUCCUUAUGUCAAGGUAGGGCAGUACCAUACCGCCGAGAUACGUCCACAUUCUAAAAUUACCCUCACCAAGCAACUGUGGAACUCGUAUUAUAACGAUAAGCUGAGGGAGGUGACUGACAUAUCAGGCAAGGCUGAGCAAGCAUUUUUGGUCCUGGAUAAUGGCCGAGCUAAUCUCUAUUUUCUGUUGCGUUACCUCACCAAAGAGGUGUUUAGCUUGGUCCACAAUAUACCCAAUCGUAAAAUAUCAAACAUGAGGUAUUCUCAUCACCAAAAGGCCUUGGAAGCAUUUUUCAAGGCAAUUAUACAAAAGUUGGCUGAAACGAUUGACUUUGAAAUAACUCGUACAGUGGUAAUCACUGGACCCGGGUUUACGAAAAACAGUUUCUAUGAUUACAUGUGCAAGGAACUUGUAUCCAUUGGCCAUUCUGAACUACAUCGCCAUCUAAAUAAAUUCAUUGUAUGCGGAUCCACUUCAUCCGAUCGAAAUGCCAUCACUGAAGUCAUGGGCAAUGAACAAUUUGCUGUGACUAUCUUUGGUCAACAUUACAUAGAGCACAAUCGUGCUGUAGACAUGCUGCGCAAACGACUUGAAGCCAAUGAAUCUACAAUAUCCAUUGGUAUUGAGGAUGUGGCUUAUGCUACGGAGCUCGGUGCCGUAGAGAAGGUAUUGUUAUCUGAUGAAUUGAUAAGGACUGGUUCCACAGAGGUCAGGACACGGGUACAUAAGCUAAUAGAUAACGCUAAAUCGCAGGGUGCCCGAGUUUUAUACUUUUCUGAUGAGCAUGUUUCGUGCUCGUUUUUACGUAACUUAACUGGUAUAGUGGCGUUGCUUCGUUUUGCCAUUGAGGAGAAAUUGGAACAGUAGUAAUGAUGUCGAUCAU